Messenger RNA from Darwinula stevensoni, 3642 nucleotides. Lineage: Eukaryota; Metazoa; Arthropoda; Ostracoda; Podocopida; Darwinulidae. The record is from the annotation of a GenBank genome assembly.
ACGACUGUGUCGACGACUGUGUCGUUUGAAUGCGAGACACUGUGAGUAAAUAGUGAGGAAUGGCGGAGGGCUCGGUGAAAUUGCGACGGCGGAGGAGCCUGGCUUUGAUGUUCGCGAGAGUGGAUGACGAGCGGGAGAAGACGGCGAACGAGGUGCGGCAGGCGACGCCGUUCGCGAGCCGGAAGGACGUGAAGCGACGGCAUUCCGUCGCGCUGUUCGGUCGCUCCGUCGCGACUCAGCGACAGUCGGUGUUCUAUGUCGGCUCGGGCGACGAUGGCGCCCGGACCAGCGUCGCGAAGCACGCGGACGUGAAGCGACGACAUUCCGUCGCGGUCUGCGACGACGCGGUCGCGAUCCAGCGACCGUUCCGCGACAAACGCCGAUCCGUGUUCUACCUCGAUUCGGACGACCGGAGUCCGCCGGAGUCGGACGCCGGCGUCAGACGACGCAAAUUCUCGCUUUUCCGCGUCCUGGACGCCUACAGGGAAAAGAAAGACAGGCUAAAUCCUUUCGGUGGUCGCAGUUGCGACGACGACGACGGCGACAGCGACAACACCUUCAACCCAGACUAUAGACGAGCCUUUUCCCUGGAUUCUCGGCUGACCCGAAUCGCCGAGGUCCCUUCCGUGCCCUGCGACGAAGACGAGAACAGUGCUGUGGGUCGGUUCGCAGGUGGAGGAGGAUCGGGAUUCCGCGCGGGAGUGCGAUUCCUCGAGGAGUCACCCUCGGCCGGGCCGGGUCCACCGGCGGCCCCGGAUCAGCGAGUCCAGUCUUCAGCGGAAUCACCACAGGUUCGCCGCUUUUUUGGGUCGAUUGUGAGGCCGAAGUCCGAGGUGUUCACCGGGUCCAUGCUGGAGUCCGAGGAGCCCGUUUCCCUCCCCCACCUCGGGAGGGAAUUCCCAUCCGACAGGAGCAUCUCCUCCGAAGACCAGGCGACCCUCCUCGGCCGGCUGCGGAAGAACCUGAUGCUGAAGUUCAACCGCCGCGGCAGCACCGUCGCGGAGCCCCUCCCCACCGACUGGCGGAUCGAGCCCGCGACCGUCGACAACAAGAUGAAUGGGAACUCGAGGAGCAGCUCGAAGAACCGCUUGAGCGGCGAUAGCGGCGACAGCGGCAUCGGGAUCGACCCCCUCGGUCGACUGGGGCCGCCUUCCUCGCCGUCUCGCAACUUCAACGAGCAGAGCGAGCCGAUGGAGCUGUGGAACUCGGAGCGGUGGGCGCUGGAGGAGGCGAGGAAGACGUCCGCGCCGCCCGGGGGGGUACCGAACGGGUACCCGUCGGUCCCCGGGGACGGGGGACGGGGGGAGCGAGUGGUGCAAGCUCCGCAAACUGCUGACAGUCCGGGGAUGAAGCGCUGGCCGGGCACCUCCUCCCUGCGCCGGUCCCGGAGCCAGCCGUCGGACCUGAACGCCCCGGCGCCCGGCUCGGACGACGCGACCGGCCCGACGCACUGCUCCAACGGCCACCACGCGGGGACGCUGUCGGACGACGACCUGCUCAACUCCUCCACGUCCUCGACCGGGUCGCAGAUGUCGCUCGACCAGCAUCGGCAGGACGGAGUGCUCCUCGCCGAGGCCCUCUGGGACCACCCGACCCUGGACCAGGAGGAGCUGCGCUUCCGGGCCGGGGACACGAUCGAAGUCAUCGACCGCUCCUUCCCCAACUGGUGGUGGGGCGUGAUCGGCUCUCAGUCCGGGUGGUUCCCCGCUUCAGCCGUCAGGGUGAGCCGCGAUUCGUUUUUCUUUGACCGGCGCUGGGUGCAAUCGAGAGGCAAUGUGUACUCGGGGGGCGCGCUGACUUGCGGCAACUUGCAUUCCAUGUUCCGAGUAUCCUCCAAGAAGUUACGGGUGGACCAAGAGGAGGAGGACGCUCGGAAGUCCCUGCACCCCUCCCCGUCCUCGCGGACGGUGCGGGACUCGCCCCGCGCCGCCGCGCCGAAGGCGAGCGGGUCGGGGAUGCACUCGUGCCACACGUCGCCGCUGCCCUUCGGCCAGGUGGAGGCCAGGUCGGCCGUCUCCAAGGAGAGGAUACGGGCCAACAUCAUCCAGGAGAUCCUCUCGUCGGAGCUGGAUUUCUUGAACAACCUCAGGGAUAUCGUUCAGGGUUACAUCCGUCAGAUGGAGCGCCGCCCGGAGAUGUUCACGAUCGAGCAGAUCAUCCUCAUCUUCGGGAACGUGGAGACCAUAUUCGACUUCCAGGAGAAGUUCGUGACGGACCUCCAGGCGUCGAUCGUCUGGGACCGGCCGCAUCUCACCUGCAUCGGUUCUGUGUUCCUGCGGCACAGAAACUCGUUCGAGAUGUACUCAGCCUACUGCAACAACCACCCCCACGGGAUCUCCGUGCUGGAGGACAUGUACGGGGACUGGCGGAAGGUCCACUUCCUGGAGGCCUGCCGCCUCAGGCAGAAGAUGAUCGGCAUCUCCCUCGACGGCUUCCUGCUCACGCCGGUGCAGAAAAUCUGCAAGUACCCGCUGCAGCUGGCCGAGCUCCUCAAGUACACGCAGAACUCCCACCCGGACUACGACCCCCUGGAGCAGGCGCUCCAAGAGAUGACCUACCUGGCCCAGUCCAUCAACGAGCGGAAGCGGCGCCUGGAGAACCUGGAGCAGCUGGCCACCUGGGAGAACGCCAUCGAGGGGUGGGAGGGGCCGGGCAUCCUCGAGUCCAGCUCCCACCUCAUCCGGCAGGGGGACGCGCUCAAGAUCACCAACACGGGGAGGGUGAAGGAGGUGACGCUGUUCCUCUUCGACCACCUUCUGGUGUUCUGCAAGAAGGACAUGCUGAAGAAGAACUGUCUGUUGUUCAGAGGCAGGAUCUGCUUGGACAACUGUCAAGUGCUGGAUAUCCUCGAUGGGAGAGGUCAUCGUGCUUUCCCCCCCACAGACCCCCAGUUCAACAUCGUGCUCCGCAACGCGUGGAAGAUGUUCGACUUCCGCCGGAACCUCUGGUGGGUGUUCGCGGCGCGGACGGUGGAGGAGAAGGAGCGGUGGAUGGAGGCGCUCGCGGUGGAGCGGAAGCAGGUGGAGCACGACCGGGACUACGGGCUCUCCAUCUCGCCGGAGGACAAGAAGCUGGCCAUGCUGGCGGCCAGGCGGGGCAGGCACAAGCCCAAGCGGCCGAAAAGCAAGCCCAGGCGCCACAAGUUCGACGCCGCCUUCACCGCCGAGCUGCUCUCCAGCAUGGACCGGCCCGAGUCGUCGCCGACGCCGGGGAAGAAGCGGAGCGGAGCGUCGUGGUUCGCGUUCGCGGCGAGGAAGCGCACGCCGCUCAUCCUCGCGCCCUCGUAGGUCGGCGAAUUCGCCCGAGCCGUCGCGCGCUUCGCGCCGACCCGCACUCGUGGGUUCGAGUGGAACCUGUGGGUUUAGGUUAAAAAAUCUGUGGGUUCGCUGAAAAUUGUGGGCUCGCAGAAACUUGUGGGUUCGCGGAAAGCGCGGGGGUUCGCGGCGCCUCGGACUCUGUGAUAGUGCUGGCCUCGGUGAACGGUGAUACGCUCGGUAUUUUUUUCCCCCCGCUAUUCAGUCGACGGUGCUAAUUGGCUCUUUCCCUGCCUUGUGAUCAUGCAGUUCCUCCAGUGAAUCCUUGUUUUGGUGUUUUUUUUUCUUUCUUUUUUUAAUUGCUAGUCACGUAUGUCAGUAUCGGGGC